UUGCGGGGCCGGGGCCGGGGCCGCUCCCGCCGCUGCCGCCGCCGGCGGCUCCGCCGCUCAGCGCUGCGCGGGUGCGCGCCUGUGUGUGCGUGCACCUAGAGCGGAUAAUUGGAGAGGGUUUCCAGAAGGUGGAAAAUGUCACCUGAUUCACACUGAACUUUUUAAAUCUCCCCACCCCCGAGCAGACACACACACACAUUAGGAGACCGCCCACCGCAGACAGCUAGGACCCCCGUAUAGAUUUAAAGAGAGACUGCAUUCAGAGCCUGACGUUCAUUCAAUAGAGCGAUCAUAAGCAGGCUGGCUAGUGCUCGCUCCCUCUCCCUACUCCCCCUCACGCUGUCUCUGCGUCUCUCUCACUCCCUGCUAUACUGAGGAUGUUAAAUCAGAGAAUCCACCCGGGCAUGCUCUUAAUCCUGAUGUUUCUGUGCCACUUCAUGGAAGAUCACACAGUGCAGGCUGGGAACUGCUGGCUCCGGCAGGCGCGGAACGGGCGCUGCCAGGUCCUCUACAAAACCGACCUCAGCAAGGAGGAGUGCUGCAAGAGCGGCCGCCUGACCACGUCGUGGACGGCGGAGGACGUCAACGACAACACGCUUUUUAAGUGGAUGAUUUUUAAUGGGGGAGCCCCAAACUGCAUCCCGUGCAAAGAAACAUGCGAGAAUGUGGACUGUGGACCCGGGAAGAAAUGUAAAAUGAACAAGAAGAAUAAACCUCGGUGUGUUUGUGCUCCGGAUUGCUCUAAUAUCACUUGGAAAGGCCCCGUGUGUGGCUUAGAUGGGAAAACCUACAGGAACGAGUGCGCCCUUCUCAAAGCCAGAUGUAAAGAACAGCCCGAACUUGAAGUCCAGUAUCAGGGCAAAUGCAAAAAGACCUGCAGGGAUGUCUUGUGCCCAGGCAGCUCCACAUGCGUGGUUGACCAAACCAACAAUGCCUACUGUGUGACAUGUAAUCGAAUUUGUCCAGAGCCUACCUCUCCUGAGCAGUACCUCUGCGGGAAUGACGGCAUAACCUACGCCAGUGCCUGCCACCUCAGGAAAGCCACCUGCCUCCUGGGAAGAUCCAUUGGAUUAGCCUAUGAAGGAAAAUGCGUCAAAGCCAAAUCCUGUGAAGACAUUCAAUGCAGUGCUGGGAAGAAAUGCCUGUGGGAUUUUAAGGUUGGCAGAGGUCGGUGUGCCCUCUGUGAUGAGCUAUGCCCUGAAAGCAAGUCAGAAGAAGCAGUGUGUGCCAGCGAUAACACAACUUACCCAAGCGAGUGUGCCAUGAAAGAGGCAGCUUGCUCCAUGGGUGUGCUUCUAGAAGUUAAGCACUCUGGAUCUUGCAACUCAAUUAAUGAAGACCCAGAGGAUGAAGAGGAAGAUGAAGACCAGGACUACAGCUUUCCUAUAUCUUCCAUUCUAGAGUGGUAAAACCUCCAUCACUAUUGGAACAGCCAUUGGGCACAAAAUCAAUGUCCGUACUGUAAAUAAGUGUAUGCUUAUUUAUUUUGGGGAGAAAAAAAAGAAUACAUAUAGUUGAGUCUCGUAGACAUUUAUUUAUACUGUGUCAUGUUUUAUAAUUUAUACAUAAAAUGUCUGGUUGACCGUACACCUUGUUUUUUGAAGAAAUUUAUUCGUUACGGGAAGAGCAGUGUUAUUUAUUGUGAGGUCUCUUGCUUGUAAAGUAAAGCUUUUCUUUUAUCUUGUGAACUAUGAAAGUCCAUUCCUUAGAGCCUACCCACAUGAUCUCAUUUCUUUGUUUCACUGAUGUUAACUCUUUUCCACUUUAAAAAACUUGCAUGUCAACUUCUGUUAUGUUUAUUUAUUGGAUUUUCUUAUCACCAGUUCUGUGCAUAAAAGAUCCCUGUGUUUUUGUUUACAAGGAAUCUUGACUGACCAAAAGGCGUUGUAACUGACUUAAGUAUACUUUCAAGGUGCAGUGAGGCAAUCUUUAAGGAAACUACUUACACUUCAUUUUCUCUAGUUCUGAUUACAUUGUGUACUGAAAUUAUCUCAGUGUACUGAGAGUUUAUACUGUAUUAUACAAAUUUUGAACCCAAAGAAAUUGGAUUGUGAAGUUUGAUAACAGCUACAGGCCUAACUGUAGUAGGAGUAAAGAUUUUAUUUUAUUUUUAUUGUUUUUUUUCUUUGUAACAUGCAUAAGAGUUUUAUCAGGUGUUUCCUUUAAGAUGGUCUUGCAGUACCACUUUCAAAGUUUUCUUUCUCAAUCAGUGUGUUGCUAAAAGUUAUAUCAAAGCUUUAUCAGUUCAAGUUUCUUGCUUUUCAUAAUACUUUUUUUCUGAUGCAAUUUUAUAUUUUCAAACAUGGCGAGUUAAAUAUAAAUUCAUUUAAAUAUAUAGUUUUGUACUUUUCUACCAUGUAAAUGUGCAAUGUAUAUAAAAAGUUAUAAUGUGUAUUUGUAAAUAAAUGAUGAGUGAAAAAAAAAAUAAAAAGUGGAAUUUUCCCUA
Molecule: messenger RNA, 2446 nt
Organism: Oenanthe melanoleuca
Lineage: Eukaryota; Metazoa; Chordata; Aves; Passeriformes; Muscicapidae
Gene: FST
Product: follistatin
Exons: 6
Coding region: 378-1409 (343 amino acids)
Biological process (GO): multicellular organism development; negative regulation of activin receptor signaling pathway; cell differentiation
Molecular function (GO): activin binding; protein binding
Source: RefSeq, a predicted model, not a curated record